Schizosaccharomyces cryophilus OY26 is the source of this 505-nucleotide messenger RNA. RefSeq lists its product as uncharacterized. NCBI's taxonomy places the organism in Eukaryota, Fungi, Ascomycota, Schizosaccharomycetes, Schizosaccharomycetales, Schizosaccharomycetaceae. The coding region runs from base 314 to 505 and encodes 63 amino acids. The transcript has 2 exons. The record is from RefSeq and is a predicted model, not a curated record.
GGUCCAACGGCUAGGAUUCGUCGCUUUCACCGACGCGGCCGGGGUUCGACUCCCCGCAACGGAAUUUUUAAUCGAUUCUCCUUUAUUAUCAUCCAGAGAAUGAAAGUCCUUAUUCAUGAGACGGACUUACAAUGAAAAGCAAACAAACAGUUAGAAAUAAACAACUUGGCACUUGACAUGUAGAAGACGUUGAUAGAGAAUUCACCUCGGUAGAAGGAGUGAAAUACUCAUACGUAGCCUAAGUAGUUAGAAGUCGUCGUCGUCGUCCUCUUUUUAUGAGUUGAAUCUCAAGAAGGAGCAGUAAGAGUAAUGUAUGGAUGGAUGCCAACCUCCUCCCAAAAAAAAAGUUUCAUUUUUUGAAAGUUUUCUUCAAGGAAUGCAAACUCCAUUUCCCGUGCCAAAAGAAGAGGCAAGCAACCGUGUUAUAUUGUACUUGACUGUUUGCUUAAAAGGUCAUCUCAAAACAUCUGCUCUUAAAACGAUCUCCGUAUUGAGUCUCAUGUAA